Molecule: messenger RNA, 2825 nt
Organism: Oryzias latipes (Japanese medaka)
Lineage: Eukaryota; Metazoa; Chordata; Actinopteri; Beloniformes; Adrianichthyidae
Product: sodium-dependent lysophosphatidylcholine symporter 1-B
Biological process (GO): lipid transport across blood-brain barrier; lysophospholipid translocation; carbohydrate transport
Cellular component (GO): plasma membrane
Molecular function (GO): fatty acid transmembrane transporter activity; lysophospholipid:sodium symporter activity
Source: RefSeq, a predicted model, not a curated record
UGACUUCGGCACAUGCGCGAGCCGAAACAGAUAGUAAAGCUUUGAGUUACCGCUUGCAGUUCUGAAAUGUUUUCGCUUUUUUAUUUUAUUUUAUCUCAGUAAAAGGAUUGAAUAACAUAAAACAAAAAUAAAAACAUCGUUUUAUUUUCCACUUUUCGCGCACAAUGGCAAAAGGACAGGACGCCACAUCGUACGCCGGGACUUUGCAAACACUCAAACCUCAAAAAGACAUCAGCGAGACGGUGAAAAAGCAAAAACCUCAGCUGUCUGUAUGCAAUAAACUUUGCUUUGCUUUUGGAGGAGCUCCUUAUCAGAUUACAGGCAGUGCGCUGGGCUUCUUCCUCCAGAUGUUCCUGCUAGAUGUGGCACAGUUGGACCCCUUAAAUGCCUCCAUCAUCUUGUUUGCGGGGAGGGCCUGGGAUGCCAUCACUGACCCGACUGUGGGGUUCCUGGUGAGCCACAGUAGAUGGACCAGGGUGGGUCGCAUGAUGCCAUGGAUCCUCUGCUCCACUCCGUUCGCAGUGUUGACAUACUUCUUGAUUUGGUACGUGCCUCAUUUUGAAGAAGGGAAGGUCCUCUGGUUUCUGGUAUUUUACUGCCUCUUCCAGUCUAUGCAAACGUGCUUCCAUGUGCCAUAUUCAGCCCUCACCAUGUUUAUCAGCACCAAACAGGAGGAGCGGGAUUCCGCCACAGCAUAUCGGAUGACGGUGGAGCUCUUGGGUUCCAUGCUGGGCACUGCGAUCCAAGGACAGAUUGUUGGUAGCGUCUCGACGUGUCCUGUUGAUGAUGACAAUGAUGAUUACAAGAACAGCACAAUCCCACCAACAGUCAAUAGAACCAUAACCUCACUAGAGGAAUCAAAAAAAGCGUAUAUGAUUUCUUCAGGAGUCAUCUGCAUCAUCUACAUCCUGUGUUCUGUGAUCCUGUUUUUGGGUGUGAAGGAGCAGAAAGAGUGCGUAAAGAGAAAGUCAAAGCCGCUCACUUUCCGCCAGGGCUUGAAGCUGGUCGUCAGCCACGGACCAUAUGUCAAACUGGUCUCUGCCUUUCUCUGCACAACUCUGGGUUUCCUGUUAGUGGAAGGAAACUUCAGUCUUUUCUUAUCAUAUGCUCUUGGCCAGAGGAAAGACUUCCAGAAUAUUCUCCUGGUGAUUAUGCUCUCUGCGGGUCUAACCAUUCCAUGGUGGCAGUGGUUUCUGACCAGGUUUGGGAAGAAGACUGCAGCUUUCUGCGGGAACCUGUGGGCUAUUCCCUUCAUCAUCCUAAUCGUUUCUGUCAAGAGCAACCUGGCUUUGUCAUACGUGGUGUCUGUGGCGGCUGGCAUGAGCGUGGGAGCGUCUUUCCUCCUGCCUUGGUCAAUGCUUCCCGAUGUGGUGGAUGACUUCAAAGUCACCAAUCCAAAUGUUCAUGGCCAUGAAGCAGUCUUCUACUCUUUCUAUGUUUUCUUCAUCAAAUUUGCCUCUGGCUUAUCUCUGGGUAUUUCUACUCUCUGUCUAAAAUUUGCUGGAUAUGUGACCGGAAACUGCUUUCAGCCAGAAUCUGUCAGUACAACUCUGAAAGUGCUGGUCUCUGCAUUUCCCAUAGCUCUCAUUAUUGUGGGGUUGUUGAUAUUAAGGAUGUACCCCAUCGAUGAGGAAAGGAGGCAAAGCAACAGCAAAGUACUGCAGGCCAGCCUAGAAUCUGAGUCCGAAACCCAAGAACUUGGCAGCAUUGCGUAGCGUGAGAGGACAGACGACAGACACCAGCAGAAAAGGAGACUGAUGAGAUCAGCAUUAACACAAGUGCUGAUCUGCGUUCAUGGGCAUCUAUAGCUCCAUAGUGCCACCUAGUGGAAUCUUUGUAUAAAGUAAACAUUUCUGGACACUUGUGAGAAACAAGUUCAAGUGUUUUUGCAGCAUCAGAUCCAAAGCUUUUCUUUUCAUUUUCAACUCUUCUGUUUUAAAGCUUUUAUCUGGCUCAAACAUGCCAAACAUACAAGUUUUCCCAAAGAUUUAAUGUUUACUCUGAGAAUCCACAAGGCUUUGGUUUGUGUUUCAGGGCAUUUCCUUUUGGGAACCCCAGUUUUCCACCUGCUUUCCCAUCAUCUCCAUGUUUUUCCCCUAGUGUGGUUGCGUUACACCAUCAGUGCCUGCAGCUACAGCCUUGUCUGUUGCUAAUGUGACUCAAGACGUUUUAUUGUUUGAGAUCUGAUUUGCACUCAAGGAGAAAAAAAGGUGAGAUUUUACCAUUUGAUGCUGCAUUCAUCUAAGCAUUUAUGCAUUGAUCCACUAAGUGGAGUUGUAUGUCAUUACAAAAUCACUUUUUUUUGUUGUUUUUGUUCAAUUUGGCAGAAAGUAAGAUAAACUUUUAGUCUGCACUUGAAGUUAUAGUCACAUGAUGCAGAAUUGUUUCAUAUUUAAAUGUGACUCAAAGCAUCAUGUUUGUAUCUGAGCCGUCACUGAGAAACUCAACACUGGUGGGAAAUCUGUUCAUUUGACUUGUUCCAGCUUUCAAAGAGCAGACUUUAUGUAACCAUUUCCUCAAAUGACAUCCCUAAGGGAUACUAGUUGAUCUUCUGGAAGCAUAAAUGAAUAAUAGUGAAACUGAGUGACUUUGAAAUACAAAACAAAAUAUAAAAUCGUCACAAAUCGUGCUUUUGUUUUUUGAAAAUUGUUGCGAUUUUUGUAUUGUCUGACACAAAGAAGUGGUCUAAACUGAAUGUUUUAUUGAAAAGUGCUGUGUGAAAACAUGUUUUUCUGAUGUUUACCUUGGGAUGAGGUCAGGGGGAUGUCAAGCCCUGAAAUUGCACUAUAUUUAAAUGUAUAAAAAAUAAAACAUUGUAUCUCCUA